GUUCUUCCAGUUUCUUGUUGUACUGAAACGCAACUGAACAUUUCAAAAUUUCGCGCCCAAAUUAGUUUGCAGUUACCUUUUGCAUUUUGUUCUCUACACGUACAGUUUAUUGUAUCUUUACAUCUUUGGUACCUGUUCAAUUUGUGUGAUUUAAAUCAAGGAAGGUUACUGUUUAGUUGUUCUUGUGUUGUUGGAUUGCGUUUACAAGAGCUACUUGUCCCCAUUUGCCACUUGGUAAACUUCAGUUCAAAUCUAUAGCUAUGAAACCGGAAACAAGAUGCGUCUUGCGCUUUGCUAAACUGACGGACCAGGCAUAUGCACCAACCAAGGGCUCCGAGAAAGCAGCAGGAUUCGAUCUGAAAAGUGCAUACGAGUACACGGUUCCUGCCCGAGGCAAACAGCUGGUGAUGACCGACAUUCAGGUACAGGUGCCGGAGGGAUGCUACGGUCGCGUUGCCCCUCGUUCCGGGCUGGCGGUGAAAAAUUUCAUCGAUGUCGGUGCCGGCGUUGUGGACGAAGACUAUCGAGGAAAUCUGGGCGUGGUUCUGUUCAAUCACUCCGACGUUGAGUUUAAGGUCGCACGCGGAGACCGUAUUGCGCAGUUUAUUUGUGAACGGAUCUUCUAUCCGGAGCUGGAGGAAGUCGGCAGUCUGACGGAAACGGAGCGCGGAAGUGGUGGUUUCGGUUCGACCGGGACGCAGUGAUCUAUGAUAGCGGGUAUCGGGGGAAUUUGGAUAUAGUUCUAAGAUUUAAUGUAUCUCAAUAAAAUGUUACUUUUAUAAA
Molecule: messenger RNA, 783 nt
Organism: Topomyia yanbarensis
Lineage: Eukaryota; Metazoa; Arthropoda; Insecta; Diptera; Culicidae
Gene: dUTPase
Product: deoxyuridine 5'-triphosphate nucleotidohydrolase
Exons: 3
Coding region: 261-704 (147 amino acids)
Biological process (GO): dUTP catabolic process; dUMP biosynthetic process
Molecular function (GO): dUTP diphosphatase activity; magnesium ion binding
Source: RefSeq, a predicted model, not a curated record